Aspergillus uvarum CBS 121591 is the source of this 1219-nucleotide messenger RNA. RefSeq lists its product as uncharacterized. Lineage: Eukaryota; Fungi; Ascomycota; Eurotiomycetes; Eurotiales; Aspergillaceae. The transcript is spliced from 2 exons. The record is from RefSeq and is a predicted model, not a curated record. The annotation marks the transcript as partial.
UGGAUUGAUAGCCAAGUACCAAGCAACCUCCCACCAUAUCGUGACUGCCGCGGCUCGUGGAGACCGGAUUUUCUGAUUGAAGAUGAAAGCCGCAAAGGUGUCCCGGGCCCUAUAGAAAAUUUUCGAAUCAGUGAAAUAAACGCUCGUUUUCCGUUCAAUGGAAUGAUGUAUGCGGCUUGUGGGCAACAGGCACUGAAGGAGGAGGGUAUCUGCGAUGCAGGUAAUGGAUUAGUCGGCACUACUGAACCCGCCGAGAUGCUGGGUGGCCUUCUAGGGCUUUUCGAUCCCAACUUGCCAUUGCACCUUCUCAAAGGGGACGAACCUGGCAUUGACAUUCAUAUGGUUGUGGAGUAUCUCAGAACACGUUUUGGAAUCAAGCCUCGUUUUGUGCUGCCAGCUGAUCUCAGGCUCGUGCCAUGUUCACAAGCCAAAGGCGGUUACCGGCUCUGUUGCGUGAUAAGAGAUACUGAAGCCCAAAACACCGAGCACGUGAAACCAGUGAUCUAUUAUGAUGGAGAGACCAUGGAAGAGAUCUAUCAGGUUGGCCUGGAGCUCUACCAAAAGGAACUUCGUGCUCUGAGUUCAGAGAUGCUCCGCCAAGUCAGCCUCCGGUGCUUCAACGACUUGCGUACUAUUUUACUUGUCCACGAUAAGCGAAUGCUGGGGAUUGUCAGACAGGAGCUCGACUCUCUAGUAGAAAGGGAUAUUAUCACGCAUGCGCAGGCGAAGAUUCUUGAUAAAGGCAUUGCCGAUACGAUACUCCCUGGCUCAGCUGAACUUGAAGAGUUGAUCGAAUCCUGCAAGAAGGACCCUGACCUGAAAAAAGAUUAUAUCCUCAAGCCGAUCCGAAGUGGAAAGGGGGAUGGGAUUGUGUUUGGCGAAGACAUCAAUCCCGCUAACUGGAUGUCAAGCUUGGAGGGCCUGCGCUCCUCGCACUUAGUUACGGGUGGUGGAACCUGCAUUGUCCAGCGCAGAAUCAAUCAGAUUCGACACAAUGUAGUAUUGCGCCCGACGGGUGUCAUGACUAGAUAUCCCCUUGUUGGAACCUACCAUUCGAUCCAAGGGGAGUUCCUGGGAGUUGGGGUGUGGAGAAGCAGUCCACAUCGGAUCUGCGCGAUCAGCCAGGGGGGAGCGUGGACUUGCUCUGUGAGCCCCAGCAGCUGAUUGGGAUUGAGUGUUGAAUUGAUUGAUUUGUCUUUGUUUGGGUGAUAAUCAUUAG